GACUACGUUGUAGAGCAAUCAACAAGAUGAAAUUCUUCUCAGUUGUGUUCGUCCUUGUGCUCGUUCUUUUGGCUCUAGCCAGUGCCCUUCCUCUCUCACCCGAUAAUGACAUUAUCAUGAAUGGAGCCUGCAAGGAUUGUCUGAUUAUUAAGGGACAAUUAAGUGAAACGUUAAAAGUCCUAACAGAAUUGAAGUCGAAACUAGAUCUUGAUGUUGAUCUCUAGUAGAAUAGAGUAAAUUGCCAUCAAAAUUCAAAUGUUCUUAAUGUUCUUUAAUAUAAAAAUAAAAAAAAAACAGUUUAUAAUAAAUAAA
Drosophila innubila is the source of this 312-nucleotide messenger RNA. Its product is annotated as bomanin-1-like. The coding region runs from base 27 to 224 and encodes 65 amino acids. Lineage: Eukaryota; Metazoa; Arthropoda; Insecta; Diptera; Drosophilidae. Gene Ontology annotation, biological process: defense response. The transcript has 2 exons. The record is from RefSeq and is a predicted model, not a curated record.